Racocetra fulgida is the source of this 232-nucleotide messenger RNA. The record is from the annotation of a GenBank genome assembly. NCBI's taxonomy places the organism in Eukaryota, Fungi, Glomeromycota, Glomeromycetes, Diversisporales, Gigasporaceae.
ACAAUCUGCUUACAAUCCUGUAAAGCAUAGUAUGUCUACUCUUUUAGGAAAGUUGACAGGUAUUGUCCUACCUAUUGAUCAUUUUGGUUCUUAUUUUAAUUCUAAUGUCAUUAUUGAGAAUACAGAUCUUGCAAAGCAAAAUUUUCAUUAUACUGAUUAUAUUCAUGGUAAAGAAGUAAUUGUUGAAUAUAUUGAUGAACAAAUUGACCUUUUUACUUUGGAUGUAUCUUGA